AUGAAUACAUAUCCCUUCGUUCAUGUUAAUUUCAUCCAUGUCAUCCUCAACCUUGCCGCCUUGACACCGUUACUGGAGCGAUUCGAGGCCGAGUUCGGUACCCUGACGUCUAUUGCGCUGUUCAUCGGCCCGCUCUCAACGAUUCCGGCUGUCGUAUACGUGCUGAUCGAGCGAUUUCUCUUCAAGGGCAAUGUUAGUGUUAUGGGCGCUAGCGUAUGGGUCUUUCUUCUUCUCGGAAUGGAGGCUAUCCGCACAUACAAGACGAACCCUUACUUGACGAUUGCGACCCACUCCAUUCCUACAUGGACAACGCCAUUGAUCCUCGUUCUGGUCGUUACAGCGCUCGUUCCCGGCACGAGUUUGCUAGGCCAUCUAUGUGGUGUUUUGGUUGGAUAUCUUUUUGGUCUCGGAUAUCUUAAGUUCCUGAGCCCACCGGAGAAGGCAUUGCGGUGGGUUGAGUCGAAGCUGAACCUCUUGGGACGUCUGCCUCACUACGUAAGCGUCGACCAGAAGACGUACGGUCGUUUCGGUGUCUUGCCCUCCAGCAGCCACCCUCCCGGUACAAGUGCGCCCAUUGCUCUGGUGGGCAGCACGCAGAGACUCGCUUCGGCCCUUUCGUUGCGACGCGAUCCACGCAUCCUCAAGCUUCCGCCCUAUAUUUCUCUGGCCUGCAUCCUCGGUGGUAUUGCUUGGCUGUUCCUCCUGCCGCUCAACGACUACUCCCGAAGAACCUACAUUUCCGAGAAUGCGCUUCUUCCCGGUCAGGUACACACCUAUUUCGGAGGCAGCGACCAGAACGUACUGCGGGCGUAUAAGCAAGAGGUCAACUCGGUCAGGGACAGGUCCAACUACGAAAUCAAUGACAAGCUCGAAGGUAUCCUGAAGAACGUCGGUCUCAAAGUCGGUCGCCAAAACUACACGUACGAGUCGGCCGGCGACAUUUACUCAGGCGAGAAUAUUUACGCCAUCCUACAAGCCCCACGUGGCGAUGCGACGGAAGCGAUUGUGUUGGUCGCAGCUUGGAGGACGGUCGAUGGCCACUUCAAUCAAAAUGGCAUUCCGCUAGCAUUGACCCUGGCCCGGUACUUCAAGAGGUGGUCUCUAUGGUCCAAAGACAUUAUCCUGGUUGUUCCCCCCGACAGCAGAACAGGAACCCAAGCGUGGGUCGACGCCUACCACGACUCCCAUGACUCCGCCAGAGUGAACUCUCUGCCUCUCAAGUCCGGCGCCCUCCAAGGCGCCAUUGCCAUUGAUUAUCCCCAGGAACAUCGAUUCGAGUCCAUCCACAUCAUUUACGACGGCAUCAACGGCCAGCUUCCAAACCUAGAUCUCAUCAACUCUGUCGUCAAUAUUGCCGGGGGCCAGAUGGGUAUGGGAACCGCCAUUCAAGAGAUGUGGACGCACUCGGACAAGUACCAGGACCGUCUGCGUACUAUGCUUCGAGGCAUGCUGAAUCAAGGCCUGGGACACGCCUCUGGCCCCCACAGCAGCUUCAUACCUUACCACGUCGAUGCGGUCACACUGCAGCCUUUCGGUGAGGGAUGGCACGACGAGAUGGGCAUGGGCCGUACGAUCGAAGGCACUUUCCGGAGUCUGAACAACCUUCUCGAACACCUCCAUCAGAGUUUCUUCUUCUAUCUGCUCAUGCAUAAAGAGAGGUUCGUCAGCAUCGGCACCUAUCUGCCUAGCGCCAUGAUCUUGGCAGCAAGCUUCACAAUCACUGCCAUUUCGCUGUGGGUGAAAAGUGGUCAUCAAGAACAGCCUCCCAUUGUGGUCAAGUCAGAAUGUGAAGUCACCGCGAAUGAUAAGUCUUCCGAAGAUGCUUUGCGGGAGACGGACAAACACACGCUUCCCACUAGAGCCGUUGAGCGGGAUCUGUUCCUACCACUCGGUGUCGUGGCCAUCUGCCAGUUCCUAGGCGUGAUUCCGCUGUACGUCUUUAACCACAUGCCCGCAAGUCUGCAACAGAUGCUUGCUGGGGCGUACACGGUCUUUUCGCUCACUAAUUGUGCUCUGCCCUUCCUCAUCUCUUCGCUGAUGACAUCCGUCUACAACCCCACGGUUCAGCAAUACCAGCUCAUCAAGUCUUUCUCCCUACUUUUGUUGGGCAUGUUUCUCUCCGCUCUAGCCACCCUUAACUUCUCUCUGGCCUUUCUUGUGGGGGUUAUGGCCGGUCCACUCUCCUUCAUGCACCCAUGGCCGCACCAUCCUGCCGUUCGGUGGGCUUGCGCGGCUUUCCUUCAACUUAUCUCACCUACGGCAGCUCUGUACUCCGUCUCGACUUACUUCAAUAUUAGCAUUGGGGAGGUCCUCAAAGAAGCGGCUUUCGGUUGGGACGUUUGGGGCAUGUACACGCCUGUCAUAAUCUGGGGCGUGUGGUGGCCUGCUUGGCUGAUGGGUUCGGUUAUUGUGCUCGGGAACCCUGCGUCCUCAGCGAAAAGGGCUUAA
This is a messenger RNA of Colletotrichum chrysophilum, 2448 nucleotides long. RefSeq lists its product as uncharacterized. Gene Ontology annotation, biological process: attachment of GPI anchor to protein. The record is from RefSeq and is a predicted model, not a curated record. Gene Ontology annotation, cellular component: membrane; GPI-anchor transamidase complex. The transcript is spliced from 7 exons. Lineage: Eukaryota; Fungi; Ascomycota; Sordariomycetes; Glomerellales; Glomerellaceae. Gene Ontology annotation, molecular function: serine-type endopeptidase activity. Bases 1 to 2448 code for a protein of 815 amino acids.